Zootoca vivipara (common lizard) is the source of this 2555-nucleotide messenger RNA. Lineage: Eukaryota; Metazoa; Chordata; Lepidosauria; Squamata; Lacertidae. The record is from RefSeq and is a predicted model, not a curated record.
UAAAAGGGAAAUUCCCUUAUGCUGAAUAGGCUUCCUCGCGAGAAAAGGGAAAACUUGGCAGCUAUGUCCGGGAUGCGGGAGCCGAGGGGGCACCCGUGGGGGAAGGGAAGGGGAACCCCCUCCUCUGCAGCGGGGCUCGGGGGCCUUGAUUCAGGUGGGCCCCCACCCCCACCCCUGCCACGCCACUGCCCUUCCGCUCCGGCGUCUCCUCCGGUGGAAAGCGGGCGACCUGGGGUUGGCGUGUCAAAUGAAAUAAAAUUUUGGGGAGUGCCCAGGUAAGCCCCCCCCCCAUAGAUGGAUUUCUCUAGCGAGAGAGUUACUGAAUCUUAGGCCUGUCUGUCUGAGCUCUGGCUCCUUAUCUAUGGGGGAAGGCCGCUCUGCACAUGCUCAGGAGCACGGUUUCAUUCAUCCUUGGCCGCUCAUGUUAACAGCUCAUGUUAACGAAGCCCAGCAUUGAAAACAAGGCAGCGUCCAGAAAUCAGGACCCGAACCGACAGAAUCCCGUUACAAGGGAGGAGAUUCUGACUAAACCUUAGGAAGGACUUUUUGAAGGUCAGACCAGAAUGGACUCCCUUGGAGGUGGCGGACUUGGAGGCUUUUAUGCAGAGGUUGGAUGGCCAUCCCUCAGGCAUGCUUGUUGAGAUGCCUGCUUUGCAGGGGGUUGGGCUGGAUGACCCUCAGGGGCCCUUCCAACUGUACAGUUCUAUGAUCUACAGGGGGGUUGUGUCAAGAGGUUCCACAGCCCCUGGCCCUGUGAGUUCCAGGGGGGUCUGUGAACCCCCCACGUGUCAUGCGAUGGGGAGAGAGUUCUCUAAGGAGUAAGGUCCCCUUUGUCUUUCUCUCUCUCAGGUUCCAGUGACCUUUGAGGACGUGGCCGUCCAUUUCUCCCCAGAGGAGUGGGCACUGGUGACGGACUGGCAGAGGGACCUCUACUAUGAUGUCAUGGAGGACAACUUUGAGCUGGUGACUUCACUGGGAGAUGUUCCUCUCGGACCGAAGCUUCUGUGCCAGAUUGAGCGAGGGGAAGAGCCCUGCGUUGUGGGUCGCCCUGCGCAAGGGGACACAGAUGCCAUGGGGAGGGCCAGUUCUGGAGAGCCGACCAUGCGCUGGCCGGAGUUGGCGAUGAAAGAGGAGCCGAGGAAGAAGGAGAGCCUGCCUGCCUCCCCUCCCUGGUCCCUCUCGGGACCCCGGUUCCUUGCCCUCCAAGAGCUGUGCCCCAGGUGGUGCCAGGUGGAGCUGACGGACAUACGGAGCCUUGUCCAAGAGGGGCCUCUGGAGAUGGGCGCGCUGCAGGAGCCCGAGCUGCUCAUCUGUGGCGAGUGCGGGAGGAGCUUUGAGGACGGGGGCUCCCUGGCGGACCACCAGGCCACCCACGAGGAGCAGAGAGGCCCCUUCGUCUGCCCUUCCUGCGGGAAGCUCUUCCUCUACCGCCUCAACCUCCUGACCCACAAGAAGCACCGGGCGAAGGCUCAGCUUGCGUGCGGCCCCUGUGGCCUCCGCUUCUGCCUCAAGGGGGACCUCUUGCGCCACCGGGCCAGCCACGCGGCCAAGGACCUCUACCCUUGCGGCGCUUGCGGUGAGGCCUUCCGGCGCAAGGCCCACCUGCUGGCCCACGAGGCGGUGGAGCAUGCCGGAAGGGUGGGCCGUGACUGCCCCGAGUGCGGGGAGGCCGUCAGCGGGGAGGCGGAGCUCGCACGGCACCAGGCGGCGCACCGGGAGGAGCCCCGCCCCUUCGCCUGCGCCUUGUGCCCAGAGACCUUCAGCUGGAAGGAGAGCCUGCGGCUGCACCAGCAGACGCAUGCCCAGGAGCGGGGCCACCCCUGCCCAGACUGCGGGAAGAUCUUCAGCCGCCACGGGAAUCUCCUGGCCCACCAGCGGCUGCACACUGGGGACCUGCCCUUUGCCUGCUCUGAGUGCGGCCGCGCUUUCCCUACAAACGUCGCCCUUGUGGCUCACAGCAAGAUGCACCGCCGGGCCGGGCCUCUCUCCUGCCUGCACUGCGGCCGCUGCUUCCGCUCCCAGGAGAAGCUCCUCCAGCACCAGAGCGCCCACAGCGGGCAGCCGAAGGAGGAGGACGGGGUCAAGGAGGAGGGCGAGGCGUAAUGCUCCCGUUCUGCCUGUAGGUGGAGCAAGCCAGACUCAGGGAACCCCUUUGCGCUCUCUCUCCAUUAUCUCGGACUUGUCAUAAACCUGUUUUUCAAUAACACACCUUGACUGGUUUGUUGUUUGUUGUCUUUGCCUCUCACCUUCUUUCCAAGCUCAGGCUUCUUCCCCUGUGAAGUGGCUUAGGAUGGGAGCUGGGAGGAGGCAGUGACUGGCUUCCAAGGUCACACCCAGUGAGCUCCAUGGCCAAGGGGAGCGGGAUUUGAACCCUGCUCUCUCCCAGGUCCCAGUCCGACACUCUUAAGCACAACAUCGCACCACCUUGCAUGUUAACCUGAGGCCCUUGGUGGGCUGGGUAGGGCCUGGCAGGGGGAAGGUGGGAUCCAGAGAUGCAGGGAGCCUUGUGCCCACCAAACACCUCCGGGGUUUAUGCACCCCAAGGAUUGCAACUU